UGAUGUUGCCUUUGUGAGAGACAAAUUUAACGUUAGACAUAUAAUAACUUGAUUUUCUUUGGAUUAGCCAAGCAAAAAAAUUCCUGUAUUCAGGAAACGCAAAAGCAGAUAAUCUAACCACAGAGUGAAGUAACAACAACGUAGUCACGUGUUAAUCAGCUGAGAAAAGUCGAGUUGUAACUACUAAUUAGUGACAACUACAUAUACCGUAUCUCGUACCGUUGCCAAAUGCAGAAAUACGGUAGGGGUUUAUGAGUAGACUAUAGUGAAUUUUGCUUUAGUUGCAUAUUUUCUUCUUGACAUGUCGUCGUCUUACCUGAUUGACGGAAUUGGCGACGAGGUAACAGUAUUGUUAGGCGUUCUCGUAGCAGUUUUUGUCGUCAUAGUAUCGUGGUUGUCCACGAGAGUGAGCGAUUCCAGUGGAACCACUGAAAGUUUUCAAAAUAGUCAGCAGACAUCUGCAACUGUAGAGAAUCAGACACACAGUGCAUCAGCCCAACCAAAUGUUCCAACAGAAGCUGUCCAGACAGAAGAAUCUUCUUCAAAUUCAGAUGCUUCUGGGUCCACACAAGAUGAGUCAGUUGUGAGCAACUCAUCACCAAAUGAUGCUCCAGUAUUAAGACAUCGAAUUCUUCAUGAUGCACAAGCAUCUGCACAAACACCUCCGACACAGGAAUCACCGACUUCCUCAACCGCUGAAGGCGGUGCAAGCAUCACAAUACGUUUGAAAUUUAUGGAUGAAACUAUACAAACUGUGAAAGCUAAUCCUGAUGAGACAUUGGAAAAUUUUAUGAGCCGACAAUUCACCUCUGAUACUCGUAAUCGAUAUAGAUUAAUUUAUAGAGGACAAGUUUUGAGAGAUCAAAGCCGGACUUUGCGCCAGUUUAAUUUAGUUGGAGAUACCACUGGGGAAAAUCCAACUAUACCAAUGAUUCACUGUUUUCUGUCACCUGCUACUCCUGUCAACGAAGCAGGUGUUAACAUGGCUAGUAGUGCUUCACAACAAAUGCAGAUGGUUGCAGAAGAACUCCACAUAGGAUCUUUCAUGCUUCCAAUACUAGGUUUUGCACUGGCGAGCCUUUGGUACCUUUGUAUAUUUCACACAAGUCUGUUCUCUAUUCAGUCAAUAGUCAGUAUUGUUGGAUUCUCCUUCUUAUACAUUGCUUUAAUUGUAAACCAUGUCAUAUGACCAUAACCAUGUUCAAUACAAGAUACAAAUAUAUAUUACGUUCAUGACACUGUCAUCCUUUGUCAGGAGAAUAUCUGCAAUGUUGUCAAGUCACACAACUCUUCAAUGGUUUAUGCCCUUCCAACAUAUGAUGAUGAAAAAUUCAGAUGUACAGUAAUGAUGACUUUUAAUGCCGAAGAAAUUUGAAUAGCUGAAUAUUUUUAAGGUCCAAAAUCUUGAGAUUUUGAUUUUGCAUUUGUUUAUUAUUUAAAAUUACAAUUUUUUCCAAUCUUGAUUUAAAAUGUUGUAAGACUCAACUGGUACUGCUACUUGAAUAAGUUACUACAGUUGAGUUGCUAUAGCCGCACAAGAGGAGUUUUAUUGGAACUGCAUUUGGCUGCGAAAACAUUUUGCGGGAAGCGACACUGAUCAGGAUCGCGAUCUACAACUUGAAAAUAAUCUGUUUAUAAUAUGCUCCCUAUCAUGUAUUGCUCAUGUUCAGACGAAGCAGUUACAGGAUGAAUAUAAUAUAUUCAUCUUACGUUUUUGAGUAACGCAGUAACUGGGUCACUACAUACAUUUGGCCGACCAGAUAAGGCGCAUAAUCUAUUUUUAAAAAUAAAAAAGGAUUCAAAGUGCUGUUUAUGGUCUGUAAUAAGUUAGAUCAGUCUAACUCUCGGAUCACAUUGUGUAAAUCGGUCUUAUUCUCUUAUGAAAUUUUUCGAAUGAAAAUAUAUUUCAGCUAAGCUGAAUCAGCUUAUUAUAUUUCUUUAUGCUAUUGCACAUCCAAUCUAUUAUCAUUCUAUGCUGAUGUAUGUUUACUUGGAAUAUUGUACAGUCGCAGUAGUAGUUUCAAAGUAUAUUGUGUGCUGCUUAAAUUUGUUACAGAAUUUUGCGUUGUUAAGUUUUGCAAGAUAUUCGCCCACUACCACAGUUGUCAUACGUAAUCUACGGUACCUUAAACCAGGGCUACUUAACUGGCGGAUCGCCAUCCGAAUCCAGACCUCUUGAGUAUUCCAUUCGGACCGCACCUGUUUCUUUAUUUUGAGCAUAUUCUCAUUAAAUUUGGCUAUAUGAAAGUUUUUUUUUGAUAAGUAAAUCUUAUUUAUAUUUUUAGAGGUUAAUUUAUCAUUACAACGCUCGUCGAAGAUGGCACUGAAAUAUAUUUAGGCACACUGUGAAAUAUAUUUUCUGAAAAACGGGCCCCAAUGAUGUUAGUUUUGUUCCUGGAUCUUUGGUGAAAAUAGUUGAGUAGCCCUGCCCUAAACUGUCUUUCAAGGGAUUUUGUUUGCGAUUUUGUGCAAAUAGAAAAAUAUAAUAUAAUAAAUGUGACUGAAUUACUUGCUUCUUACUAG
Molecule: messenger RNA, 2523 nt
Organism: Styela clava
Lineage: Eukaryota; Metazoa; Chordata; Ascidiacea; Stolidobranchia; Styelidae
Source: RefSeq, a predicted model, not a curated record